GUAUUCAUUCCUAUUUCAUCAAAUUCUAAUCACAGAGGUCUAAAACUGAUUUGUUACAAGAAACGGAAAGUUCAAGUUAUUACCUCCACUUGACUUUUUCCUUUUUGCAGAAAGCUGCAAUUAAAAAGAUGGAUAUGCAAGCAUCAAAUGAAUUUCUUGCAGAAUUGAAGGUUCUGACACACGUCCAUCACUUGAACUUGGAGCGGUUAAUAAGAUAUUGUGUUGAGGGCUCCUUAUUUUUGGUUUAUGAGUACAUUGAGAACGGCUAUUUAAGUCAACAUUUGCGAGGCUCAGGAAGGGAUCCGUUAACAUGGGCAGCUAGAGUUCAAAUUGCUCUUGAUGCAGCAAGAGGACUGGAAUAUAUCCAUGAGCACACAGUUCCUGUCUACAUCCAUAGAGAUAUUAAAUCAGCAAACAUUUUGAUUGACAAAAACUUCCGUGCAAAGGUUGCAGAUUUUGGUCUCACAAAAUUGACCGAAUAUGGUAGUUCUUCAUUACAUACGCGUCUUGUGGGUACAUUUGGUUAUAUGCCUCCAGAAUAUGCACAAUACGGUGAUGUGUCCUCCAAAAUAGAUGUAUAUGCUUUUGGAGUUGUUCUCUAUGAACUCAUAUCAGGCAAGGAAGCUAUUGUCAAGAUAAACGAACCUGAAAAUGAAUCAAAAGGACUAGUCUCCUUGUUUGAAGAAGUUCUUGGUCUGUCAGACCCGAAUGAAGAUCCUCGUCAACUUGUUGAUCCUAGACUCUGUGACAAAUUCCCUCUUGACUCGGUAUUUAAGGUGUCUCAGCUUGCCAAAGUAUACACAUGAAAACCCUCAACUUAGGCCAAGCAUGAGAUCAAUUGUAGUUUCCUUAAUGACACUUUCAUCUGCAACUGAGGAUUGGGAUGUUGGCUCCUUAUAUGAAAACCAAGCUUUAGUACACCAAAUGUCUGGAAGGUAGAUCAUGGCCUGCUGACUCCUAGCAAGUUCCUUUGUGGGGACAUAUGGAAUCCCGGUUUCUGAACACCAACAUGCAUGAAUAUUUCAACCGUGAAUUUGUAAAUAGAAGUUAUAUAUCUAACAAUUUCUUUUUUGAAAAAAGAAAUAUGUUUAGUCACAGUGUUUGAUAAAAAUAGAGGUUAAUUUAAAUCAA
This is a messenger RNA of Glycine soja, 1131 nucleotides long. RefSeq names its product chitin elicitor receptor kinase 1-like. The transcript has 7 exons. The coding region runs from base 129 to 806 and encodes 225 amino acids. Gene Ontology annotation, molecular function: ATP binding; transmembrane receptor protein kinase activity. The record is from RefSeq and is a predicted model, not a curated record. Gene Ontology annotation, biological process: innate immune response; protein phosphorylation. Lineage: Eukaryota; Viridiplantae; Streptophyta; Magnoliopsida; Fabales; Fabaceae.